GAUAACAUAGUGAAGUCACGUGAGGCCAAAGUCGGUGGCUGGUACACUCCUGCACUUAAAGUUUAAGUUCCGAUCUAUCGGUCUGUCAGAGCACCAAUGCUGUCAGGGACGCAAGUUUGUUAGCUGCACGUCCUGAGGCUGUAAAUGUAAAGAACAGUGGAAAAUGGAUGCAAUGGGAAAGGACAUGACGUCAUCAGAUGCUGGCGGCAAAACUGAGACAAAGUCAGAGCGGGACUCUGAGAAAGGAAGCUGUUGUUUGCUGGCCGACAGAGUCCCGGCUCGGUACGUCUUGGCCGUCCUGUUUUUCUUUGGCCACAUCGCAAUGAUGACCUUCAGGAGUGGAUUCUCAAUAGCCAUCGUUGUCAUGGUGAACAGUUCCUCACCUGUCAAUCAAACUAACACCUACCUGCUCUGUCCGAGCAGUGGGUCAGGAAAUACAUCCGCACAGAACAAUCAAGGGGAACUGGACUGGAGUGAGAGCAUAAAGGGAGUUCUACUUGGUGCCUACUUCUACGGCUACAUCGUCACACAGGUCUUAGGUGGCUUGUUAGAGCAGAAGUUUGGCGGCAAGAUUGUGUACGGCACCAGCAUGUUGGUUACAGCGGCUCUGAACGCUCUCGGUCCCGUGGCCUCUCGGACGAGUCCUUGGGCGAUGUUUGCCGUCAGGUUCUCUAUGGGACUGGUGUCGGGAGUGUUGUUCCCCACAUUAUACGGAGUCUGGAGCCGAUGGGCACCUCUUACCGAAAGGACCAGCCUUCUGGCAAUCUGUUACAUAGGGAUACCUCUCGGUAACAUCAUCAACUACCCACUGGCGUCCUACCUAGCUGACGAGUUGGGCUGGGAGUAUAUCUUCUAUGUUCCUGGAGGUCUUGUAGCAGCAUGGUUCGUGGCAUGGCUUCUCCUGGCUUACGACUCGCCUGCGAAACAUCCACGGAUCCUGGAGGAAGAACAGAAGUACAUAGAAGAUAGCACCGGAAUGAGGGAACGACAGACACCAGCAGUUCCUUGGCUGAAAGUUCUCACAUCGCCUUCCGUUUGGGCACUCAUCAUUGGACAGUUCAGUUCGAACUGGGGAAUCUACUUUCUGACUACCCAACUGCCGAACUACAUGCAAAAUGUGUUGGGAUUCAACAUCAGAACGAACGGCUUGCUGUCUGCUCUUCCGUUCGUCCUUUCCAUGGUCACCAUGUUGACGUCUAGCGUUGCAGCUGACCGCCUGAUUCAAGGCGGGAAAAUCCCCAAGGUGUGGAUAAGAAGGGGAUUCGUUAUCAUAGGAUUUUCCGGCACGGUGAUCUGCGGAGUGAUCCUGGCGAACCUGACUGGAUGUAACCCGGCCGUCGCUGUCUCCCUGCUGUGUAUAACAGAGGGUUUCAACGGGAUGACGGUGGCGGGAUUUCGCGCCGUCCAUGUUGAAUUCGCGCCCAGGUUCAGCGGAGUGACCUUCGCUCUGGCCAACGUUGCGGCUACAGUUGCUGGUAUCUUCGCUCCGCUGUUGGUCGGAUUCAUCACCGAUAAUGAUCCAACCCCUGCUGCCUGGUCCACAAUCUUCUACAUAGGAGUGGCCAUUCAGGGUGUGGGAGGGAUUUUCACUGCGGUGUUCAUGCGCACUGACGUCCAGCCAUGGGCUCGGGUUGUGGGUGAAGGAGAACCCAGCACCGAUAAUAAGAAUACCGAGCUGGCCGGCUCGACGGACCUCAUCAUCGCCAAUGAACAUGUCGAGACGCCGGCGAAGGUUGUGGAGAUGCCUAACACGAAAUUAUGAGUACACUUAACCGUGAUUCUGCCAAAUGUGGGACAAUCCCAUUCACGAGGUUGUGAAUAAAAUCACUGCAGGCAAUGGAAGGAGACACCAGCCCUCUUAAGUCCGCUAAAGCCUGCAAUACGAUUUGGCAGAGAACUUGUUGUACUCUGCCAUACUCAAAAUUGUGAGACCAGUGUCAUUAUUUUAGAACUACAGGCGGACUUGUGCUGUUGGAUGUAUACGUAGAUAGUCUUUGUUGUGUUUUUACUCUCUCGGCACCUUUUUGAUCAUUUGUUUGCGCAUUCAUCAAGGUGAAGAAAGAUGUUCAAGAGUUUGGAAUUUUCAAUGUUAUUUGUGAACAAAAAGUUGAUGAUAGAUGAGGUGUAAAUAGUCAUACUUUUUGACUCAAAAUUGAUACACAAUUAUGUAAACACAACAGCUCUCCAAUCUGUCACCCGAACAUAAAAUGGAAACGUAAGGGGACCAAACUUACACCACAAUUUACUGACAUCAAAAUCUGUAUGCCACGAGAAAAUCAAGAUCAUAUGAUAUCCAGAACAAAACAACAGUUCUGCUGAAGUUCCAAGGAUAGCGGCUAGGAAUCCCAUAACGGACGUUGACCUUUGCUUCCCUAAACUUGCACACCAAAUAUCACAAUCCAUUCGUCAAUUGUUAUACCCAUAAGUGUCCAGAAAGGGGUGGCGUUUUUCCGUGCACUCUUAAACAUCUCCCGGUGUGUCCUGUGCACCUGCAUUACACCACAACGCCCAUUACCGUAUUUGGCAAGAUAGAAGUUUGUCCAA
Molecule: messenger RNA, 2544 nt
Organism: Branchiostoma floridae (Florida lancelet)
Lineage: Eukaryota; Metazoa; Chordata; Leptocardii; Amphioxiformes; Branchiostomatidae
Product: sialin-like
Exons: 13
Coding region: 164-1762 (532 amino acids)
Biological process (GO): transmembrane transport; monoatomic anion transport
Molecular function (GO): transmembrane transporter activity
Source: RefSeq, a predicted model, not a curated record